AUGCAGGGCUCACCCCCUGCUAAAAUAAAGGUAAUAAUAAAAUAAGUCAUAGUAAACUUGAGUUCUUACUGAAGAAGCCAGACAAGAAACGGAGGAUAGUAAGUGCACCAGCGGCAACCACAGAGGCACAGGACCGUUGGCAGCCAGGAACUCAGCUGGACCUGACUGGAAAGUACAGCCGCCCUUCUUUUCCAGAUGUUUUUCUCCUUGUCAGUUUUUGGUUUGCUGGUGUAUAACACCAACAAUUAUGGGGCUAAGAAGCAAGCAGGAAAGAAAGAGGCAUGGAAGCCCAUUUCCAUCCAAGACCUAUGCUGUUACAUCUCACUGGUCAUUUACAUGGGGCUUGUGAAGUUGAAAAACAUGAAGGACUACUGGAGAACAUCAACACUCUACCAACUGCCUUUUCCCACCACUGUCAUGUCUUCUACCAGGUUUCUGACUACCUCGCGGGCGCUUCAUAUCAGUGACCUACAAGCUGACGACGAUAAUGAGAAGAAGAGAGGCACAGCAAGCUUUGAUAGGCUCUGCAAAAUCAAACCUCUCUACUCCAGCAUGGUUGAGGCCUGCAAGACCCAAACAUAUCCCAAUUCCAGCUGCUGUAAAGGAUUACAAAAAGACAAUGAAAUGGUAGAAGACAUUGUUCUAUCACUUCAUCGACAUUGCUGUGGUGAAUGCAUUCAUUCUCCAGAAGGAAAUGGCAAAGAGCUGCUGACUAUCGCACAAAUUCCACUGCAGGACCUUCUGUCCCCUCUAACUCUGUCCCUUUUACUCCUGCCACCAGUGGUGUUCACCUGCCAAAAUACAUAA
This is a messenger RNA of Coregonus sp. 'balchen', 807 nucleotides long. The record is from the annotation of a GenBank genome assembly. NCBI's taxonomy places the organism in Eukaryota, Metazoa, Chordata, Actinopteri, Salmoniformes, Salmonidae.